AUGCAAAUCUCCGGCGGCGUGUUGACCGACGUCACAGCCGUAUUCUAUCCGUCUUUGACUCCUCCUUGCUGUGCUAGGUCUCAUGAGUUCCGACAUGUCCAUGCCUUUUCUGACUUUAGGCCCCUUCCUUCUCUCGGCUUUCUUAAGAGCUCUCCAUUCCCCAUGGCAAGAGGUGGAGGCGAAUCAUCCCGAACAAGAAGCUGUAUAGCAAAAGCAUCUGGCAGUUCAGGUCAUGAUUUGGUUCCAGUAGCGCCACAUCAGCUCGAGUCUCCAGUUGGUCAACUCCUGGAACAAAUUUUACAAACCCAUCCUCAUCUCCUCCCUGCAGCCAUUGAUCAACAGCUUGAAAACCUUCAAAAUGAAAAAGAUGCUCAAAAAGAAGAACGCCCUCCUUCAUCUAUGGACCUCAGCCUUUACAAGAGAAUAGCCCAAGUGAAAGAAAAAGACAGACAGAAGAUUUUAGAAGAGAUAAUGUACUGCUGGAUUGUUCAUAAAUUCGUGGACAAAGAAAUCUUAAUGAUCCCGAAAAUAUCAUCAACCUCGGAUCCUUCCGGAAGGGUUGACUUCUGGCCAAACCAAGAAAUGAAGCUGGAAUCAGUCCACUCAGCUGAAGCACUCGAGAUGAUACAAAACCAUGUAGCCCUCGUCCUCGGGGACCGCGUUGUGGGGCCCUUACAAUCCAUCGUCCAGAUCAGCAAAAUCAAACUCGGAAAACUAUACGCUGCAUCAAUAAUGUAUGGAUACUUCUUGAAACGGGUGGAUGAAAGAUUUCAACUUGAGAGAUCCAUGAACACGCUUCCGGAAGGUUUCAAGGAACAACAAUCGGGUUUUGCGGACCCAUCGGUUCCGCAAAGCCCGUUUUGGGAUCCGGAUUCGUUGAUCCGGAUCCAGCCCGAUUAUGACAUGGAAGAUGAGGGCUUAAUGGGUGGUGGUGGUGAUGAUAAGCUGUAUAGGUUAAGAUCUUAUGUGAUGUAUUUGGAUGCUGAGACACUUCAGAGAUAUGCAACGAUAAGAUCUAAAGAAGCGAUUUCUUUGAUUGAGAAACAAACACAGGCUUUGUUUGGGAGGCCUGAUAUUAAGGUAUCGGAGGAUGGGUCGUUGGGUGCUUCUAAUGAUGAAGUGGUUAAUGUGACGUUUUCUGGGUUGACAAUGCUGGUUCUUGAAGCAGUUGCUUUUGGGUCGUUUUUGUGGGAUGCGGAGAACUAUGUGGAAUCUAGGUACCAAUUUUUGAAAAGCUGA
Molecule: messenger RNA, 1239 nt
Organism: Lactuca saligna
Lineage: Eukaryota; Viridiplantae; Streptophyta; Magnoliopsida; Asterales; Asteraceae
Source: the annotation of a GenBank genome assembly